Molecule: messenger RNA, 4277 nt
Organism: Zonotrichia albicollis (white-throated sparrow)
Lineage: Eukaryota; Metazoa; Chordata; Aves; Passeriformes; Passerellidae
Source: RefSeq, a predicted model, not a curated record
AAUGUGCGACUGCAGCAUCCUCACUCCCAUGGCUGCAUCCCCCGCGCCUCCCCACGGUUGCCUUAGCAACCUCCUAUCGAUGGGGUAUUUAUAGAGGAUGGGAAGCCGGAGGGGGGGCAUCGGGAAUGGGUGGGCGUCUGCUAGGUCAGCCUCCAGCUCCAGGCUUCUCUCGGCUUGCGUGGGGGCAGGAGGGAUGCUGCUCCCCUCGGCGUCAGCGUGUGCUCUGCUCCCGCUUUUCCUGCUCGCUGGAGCCAGGGGAGGUGGCCAGGAAUUUGCAUGUGGAAAUAAAAAUAAGCGGCUGGGACGUCUGCCCUUCUCACCGGCAUUGUUUGUGCUUGGAGGCUUGUGUGCAGCUCCCUGAUUGUGGCACUGACACAGAUACGUGGAACAAAGUAAAAGAGUGUAAAUGUAAUGAAACAGCAUUAAAUUUGUUGCCUGGUGUGUGAUGUGAGAAUAUCCUUCUUUCUGUGUCUUUGUUCUCCUGUCCAUCAGAGGGGGAGGAUGCCUGUAACAAGGAGGGUUUGUGUGGAAACUGUGGCAUGUGCUCUGGGCUGUGCUUUCUUUUAUUCCGGGGCUUUGGGUCCCUGUAAGAACUGAUGACAGCAGAAGUGGUCAGGUGGUCCCUGCCCAGAGCCUGUGGGGGAAUUCAUGGAUCCAGAGGUCUCUCACAUCCCCCAGAAGGGCUCAGAGAAGCAGGGUUGGGCUGUGGGUCACUGGAAGCAGAUCUCUCCCAUGUACUUCUGGUGCUGCUUUCCCUCACUGCUUCAACUCCAGCCUGAAGUUUGCAAUCUGAGCUUCCCACACUGUUGGGAAGAAGCUGCUUUCUCUCUCUGGACACAGCUCCAGGCUUGCAUGCCCUCUUGGCACUUGGAGGUGUAGGAGCCUUGGAAAGCACAGCAAACCUGAUGCGGGCAGGGAGAGGGGCUGCAUUUACUGGAAGGUGGCUGUUGUGGGGUGUGCUGGUGUGCAGCAUCUGCCCUUCUGUGUGCCUGCCUUUCGUGUGAAAGGAGAAGUGUGUUUCCAGCCCUGCUGACCCUGUGAGCAGCUCUGUGCUGUCCCUGACCUCACCCCAGCAGAGCAGAUCCAAGUGCUUUGGGAAUAACUGGAUGUCUAAAGUCCUGGGCCUGAGACCAGCGUGUGGUUUAGUUCCUGCUGUUUCCAACCAUGCUUGCUCCUUCAUCUGCAAUAAAUCCCUGCAGGAGCUGGGCAGUCCUGUCCCCUCUGACUCCUGACAGAGUUGUGGCUUUGCCACAGCAAGUGUCACACACAGCAAUAGCCAGCCCAGGGCACUCUGAUCCACGGGGCAUUGUGCACAGGGAGAAGACAAAGCAUGGAAAACAAGCAGAGAUCCUCUGCUUCUGCUGGGCUUCCUGUAACUUCUGUGGGGUUUUGUUUAGUUCAGUUUUGCUUUUGAAGCACAAAAAUUGCUUGUCCAGCUGGAGAGUUGUUGUCCUGGGUGUGCAGGCAGCUCUGUCACUCUGUUGCUGCCCUUAUCUUGGCCCAACAACCAGAUUGUGGGUAGGAGUUGCAGAAGUGAGAACAGGCACGUCUGUGAAGUUGCUCUAAAAUAAGAUGAUUGCUUCACCUGUAUCCAUCAAUCUCUUGUGGAAGGGAAGAGCACCAGGCUGCUCCCAGCAGUCUCUGACAUGCAGGUCUUCUUGUCUGCUGGUGAGACAUGGGGUCUAUCCUUCAUCCAGUUUUUCCCUUCCUACUUUGCUGGUCUGCAAGGGCCCUGCUUCUCCCUGGGAGCUGAGGGUGCCCUGAGCCCCUCCAGCCCCUCCAGGCAGGUGAGGAGCAGGGAGGCAGCUGGAAUCCUUGGCUCUCUGCAGGGGCACUGCUGGGCUGGAUCUGCCAUGGGUGCACUGCUCAGCACUAUGCUUUCUGCAUUAAUCUGAUCCUGGGUGAUGGAUCUUUGGGCUUUGAAACUGGUUGGAAAUGUAAGCUGUCAGUGACUCUCUGUUUUCUUUCCCUGCAGGUAGGCAGGAGCCCCCUUGGCCGAGUGAGGCAGCAUGGCAAUGUUCUUGGGGGCCAGGAAUGCCCACUCGCUGCUGAAACGCUUUCCCAGGGCCAAUGGCUUCCUGGAGGAGAUCCGGCAGGGCACCAUUGAGCGGGAGUGCAUCGAGGAGGUCUGCAGCUAUGAGGAGGUCAAGGAGGUGUUUGAGAACAAGGAGAAGACGAUGGAGUUCUGGAAAGGCUACACCAGCUCUGUGUACUCUGUCAAGGACCCCGGGCACAGCACGGAGCGCUCUGACGCUAUGUACGUGGUGGUGCCCCUCUUGGGAGUGGCUCUCCUCAUAGUCAUCGCCCUGUUCAUCAUCUGGAGGUGCCAGCUGCAGAAGGCNGGCAGGUGGCCUCCCUCCCCCGGGNGCCCGCCCGAGCAUUCCGUGUCCGUUCUCUCCAGACUGUCCAGCGCCACUCCCCCGCCCUCCUACGAAGAGGUGACGGGCCAGCCGGAGAGCAGCAGCAGCGGCGAGGAGACCAGCGUCUCCUACAACGAGCCUCCGCCCAAGUACGAGGAGAUCGUGGCCACGGCCCCCGCCGCGGGCAAAUAGCGGGUGUGCCUCCCUGCUGCCUCUUCACACUGUCACACUCACCCAGCCACCCUCCCUUCGCCGUGCCUGGCACCCCCUUCAGGUGUUCGUCAGGCCCCCAUCUCACCUGUACAAUCUGGUGCCAUCACACAAUAGCCUUACCCUCCUAACCAAAAAUGGCUGUCCCCAGGUGGGGUGAAGCAGGGCUGGCUGUGGGAUGGCUCUGGAGCCGUCUCCUGCCCCUCACUCCCCACUCACGUAAGUGCUGUAGCAGCCAGAGCAGAGCAGCAGCUUGUUCCUGGCUCAAUGUGGGGGUCUCCCCAUGGUGCAUUUGAUUUCCUCACUUCCCCCUCCAACAGACAUAACAUUUCCCAUUAUUAGAGCAGCCUUGCUGCCUCCCUGGGCUGCUGCUCAGCCUCACCCCUUGUUCUGGGCCCUGUUCUACUGCUCAGGACUCUGAUUAGGUGAUGGAGAUGCAGGAUUGGUGUGGCAAAUUUUUGUCCAUCCCUGCAGUUGGUGGGGCCAGCUCUGUGGGGAGAUGGUGAUUUCCCCAUGUGGAUUUGUUGCUGAGUGGGAGUGGGGAGCCCGGGCCACACUGUGGUACCUGUAGGGAUAUUUGCUGUGUGGAGAUCAGGGAGGAGCAGCUAGAAGGUGCUCUCUGAUCUCCUGGAUCUCUUUGGAAAGGGAGAAAGGGCUCGUGGUGGUCUUGUACUUGAGGUAAGUGACUUAGGAGUAGCAGGGCCUUUUCCUGAUGCUCUCUGCUCUCCCCCUGUGGGUGCUGAGCAGCUGGAGGUGUGGCUGCUGCGGAGCUGGCCAAGGGGGUCCUCUGACCCCGAGCCAACUGUGGUCUCAUGGCUUUAAGUGAUGGGGAUUCACCUCUCUCCUGGAGUGUGGCCUAUCUGGUGUCUGCCCCAGAGGUGAGAGCCUGCAGACAGGCCAAACCUCCCCUCUCCCUACCCCAAACUUCUCUGCCCUGCCUGGCUCCUCUCUUUGGGGCUCUUUGUCCUCCAGAGCAGGUACAAUGGGAUGUUGCAUCCCACUCUCCUCCUGACCUCUCGGGUGGGCAGAGUGUCCAAGGCUGUGGCCUGGAAGUCCUGCUGACAGGGGCAGGAGCCACAGGACCAUGCCUUGACAGUCAGGAGCAGGGCCAAGCCCUGCUUGGGUGGUUGUGUAGCCAGGGCAGGGCAGAGCAGGGAGCUUUGCUGUGGGAUCAGUCUCCCCUUUCCCUGGGCAGCUGCCUGUAGGGUCCAGGCAACGGGGCUGUCCUUCCCCAGUCAUGUCUGAUGGAUUAAUCCAAGGGUUGUGCUCCAAGCCCCCAGAAGCAGCCCAGAAGCUCCCAGCACUGCACCACCCGCUGUUCACCCAGCAGCAGCCUCUCCACCAGCACCAAAAGGCUAUUGUCCAUCCAUCAGUGGCCUGCACCCCACCCGGCCCCGGCGAUGCCCUCCAGCUGGUGCCCUCAGCCCAGAGCUGGGGCUUGCCAGCCUGGCUGCUCCUGGGCCAGGACAUGCUGGCACCUCGUCUGCCCCCUCCCCAGCCUUAGCAGGGUAGGGUUAUGGGGAGAGCUGGCAGCUCAGGGCCAGAGCUAGAGAACAGCAGAGGGAGACACAAGGGUGCUCUGCAUCCUCUGUCUUUGAUGCUCGGUCAUUAUCCCUGCAGUUUGUAUUCUGUAAAACUUGGUAUAUUUCUGUGCAAAAAAAAAAAAAAAAAGGUAUUUAUUAAAAAACCCUCACUGUCUGAGUGGCA